Messenger RNA from Myzus persicae (green peach aphid), 512 nucleotides. RefSeq lists its product as uncharacterized. NCBI's taxonomy places the organism in Eukaryota, Metazoa, Arthropoda, Insecta, Hemiptera, Aphididae. The transcript has 3 exons. The coding region runs from base 162 to 485 and encodes 107 amino acids. The record is from RefSeq and is a predicted model, not a curated record.
AACUCAAAUGUGUGCUCGAGACAUUUCGUACUAGGUCGUGAUUAUGAAGGAGAAAGACAACAUCAAGAGCGGUGCCAUAUUCAGUAGUUCAACCACUUCUUGAGAUUGCGGCACCAGGCGGUCAACUGGAAGCGGAAGUGGCAAUCCCCGGUAACAACGGGAUGGAGAUAGAAGUUGUCGAAGUCCAAGUGGAAGAAGUAAUGAUGCACCUAGCUGAAGAAGAAAUGCUACCAGAGGAAGUGGUACAAGAUGACAUUGAGUAUGUGGAUUUACUUCCUGCUGACGCAGAGGCAGAAUUUGAAUUGAGGGAUGCACUUGACGGUUUACUACCAGACGUCAAUGAAGAAUUCGUACCGAUUCCUCCUGUUGUACCGAGAGCACCUGCGUCCAUGAGAGACCGUCCAGCUGGCAUUCAACACGAACUUCCAGAUCAGCAUAACAUAUUACCAUUGAAUGUUGUCUGCCCAGUGCAUUUUUUAAGCUAGUAAACUGGGCGACACAAAUGUCGCCCA